UUGUCCAACGAAGAACAGCCUCAGCCCUGCCUGCUCCUUCUCCCCGAUCUCCAGAGCUGCUCUACGACGCCCAGAUGAAGCAAUCUAUCGACGACGACACCUCCCAGAUUGACGACGGCGACGCCAGGUUGUCAACCGUGAUAAGCUCGUCACUUUCGGAACAGAUUCCUGAUUCGUGCGGAACCAUUGUUCGGGAUGAAGGCGUCGUCGUGGAUGAGCUUCCAAGGGAGAUCGAAGAUCCAGAGUUCUUCGGGGUGGUUUCAAGCUCUGCUCAUAAAUGCCAUCACAAUAUGCAUCCAGCAAGGAAGGUUGCUUUUGUUUACGCUUCCACUGGGAGGAGGUUCCUCGGUUGCCCCCUCAAUGGAGCAGAGAGAUGUCGCUGGGUCAUGUGGAUUGACGAACCAUGGAGGCUGGUGCUUUCACGCUCCAUCAUGCGGCUGUGGGACGAAUCUGAUGAUAGGGCAACACUCUUACAGUCCAAGAUUAAGGAACUUCAGCAAGCUUACAUAGAGCUUUGGACAGAGCGAAGCAAUUUUGCGGCAGAGCACGAACAGGUCGUGAGUCAGCUUACGGAUAUCAUAGCUGACAAUAAGAUUAAGAUGGCAAGUAGGUUGGAUCUCCAUACUAAGCUGUGCCUAGCAUCUGUUACUGUAGCUGUCACUCUCGCGUCGGUGUUGGCUUAUGUGUUGUCUUCCUAGAUGUGUAGUUCAAUAUUAAUAUGGUGUC
Messenger RNA from Hordeum vulgare subsp. vulgare (domesticated barley), 726 nucleotides. RefSeq lists its product as uncharacterized. The transcript is spliced from 3 exons. Lineage: Eukaryota; Viridiplantae; Streptophyta; Magnoliopsida; Poales; Poaceae. The record is from RefSeq and is a predicted model, not a curated record. Bases 75 to 698 code for a protein of 207 amino acids.